AUGCCAAGGCUCGUCAACUACUCAGCGGUUUGAGGCAUUUUUGUCGAUUUGGCGACAGAGUAAGUAGUAAGACAUCUAUUCUCAUAGAAGUUGUCCGUUAACUUGAGAAAAUUGAAGGCGGUACGAAGGGCCAUAAUAGCUACGGCAUAUGACCUCGGCGCCGUGGUUUUGAAGCAGGUCGGCAUAGGCUUCUGAAAUUCCUAGAACAUCGAAAUAUUGACAACUCUUCCACAGGCUAUAUCAACUGCUUCCAAAGAUGAAUAUGAGUAUGCUGAGAUCUUCACGAGUAUCGCGCGAAUUGUAAGCCCUAGAGUGGAUCAACAGCUCAUCUUCACACCAAAAUCAACCCCGGUAUUAACACUCUUUUAGGUACUGGUCGGUUGUUUUCAACGUGGAGAUGAGCAUCAGCUAGGAAUGAUACAUCUGAGUUUCCUCAACGAUACUGGCAAAGAUGCAGAGUGGAGAACGCUCAUCACACUUGUGUCAGUGCAGACCCUCGUUUCUGCGACGAGACUCGCAAACACAGCGUUCCUGGACUCUAAGAUCUCGCUGAGAAGCAGAAUAUUUAGCUUGUAUGCCGGUGCUUCCUGGAGGACGCAUACAUUCGGUAAGUUGGCGUUUAAUUUUCGGAACAUUGUCCAAGAGAGACCACCCGAUAUUGACACCUUUUAACAGUCAUUAGACUACGCCACUGCCACCAUAGGUCUCUCUACCGAAUUGGCAAUGCAGGAACAAGACCACAAAUCUGGACCGAAUGACUCAUUUCCUCUGCUUGCGAAAAACAUAGGCAGUUCUAUCAAUAGUAAGUGCCUAGCGCCUUAGCACCUUGAUACUGUCCAAGUGAGACGAGUUGAGUUGCUGAUAAGGCUUGAAGGCUGCAGGAUUGCCGAUCUACCAGCAAUAGCCUUGGAGCAGACAAUCCUGUCUCUUGUCCCACCAAACGUUCAAAUGCGGUCCACGGUACCUCUGCCAGACCAUCCUGUGCUAUCUUCAACUGCUUAUCAGUCCUGGAGCAACCUGAACGGGAUCCAAAUAUUGUAUCUUGAUGGGCCCGAUAUUGAGGCUGUUACGGUGGCUGCGGAGCAGAUCGGCAUGGACUGGGCAAGAAGACAGCAGGAAAGUGGUUCCUACUACCGUCCCUUUUUCCAGUUCCGAUUCGACGCGACUGAUUCCACAAGCAACUCCAUGGCGUCCGCGGUUGCUGCGUCCGUGCUGCAUUUUCUCAGGGAGGCCGCGCUCCAUAGUAGUGUGUACCACAAUAUACUGCAAGAUCAGUACAAGCUACAAAAUGCAUGGACAGAUGAUGACCUGCUCAACCUUGGGUUGUGUACUCGUCCAAAUGAUUGGUACUACUCCAUGUGUUUCAUGGAAUUGAUGAGUGCAACAUACGCAGCCGGAAGAAGUUUUGGGCCAGGCUGGGAGAGGUUACCAGUAAGUACGAAGGUCCGGUAAAGAUCGUCGUUACGGCAAACAAUUCCGAGAUCUAUACGUCUGAAACCUUUCGUAAUGAGCUGAAGGGCUGGCCGGGAAUGGCGCUCCUCGUAUAUGAGGCUUCCCAUGUUGUGGAGGUGGAGGUUGAAUCGGAGAACGAUAUGCAGAAUGCACUGAUUGCGCACUUGUGUCCAAUACAACUGGGCGAGGAAAGAAUACGUAGGACUCUGAAACGUCUGGAAUCGAUGGACCGCAAAACAAUGGCCAGCGUUCUGCACGUUGCCGAAACGUACUCGAGAUGGCCCAUACAGAAGUCACAUGACAACUUCUCGCUCUUCCUUGAGAUCUUUGAGAAUAUGACACCCUCAUCAACACCACGAGAGGUUGUUUGGGGAAUUUUACGGUCUAUUCGGGAGCAAGAAUGGCUUGCAUGUGUGCUGAUGUGGAUGACACAUGGACAGCGACCAUUGACCGAGAUGGAGCUCGCGAGCAUAGUGUCAUUCCAAAUAAAGGGGCAAGGUGGAAGUAUGACUCCGCCAGACGAUCACGAUGUUCAGCAGUGCUUGGCGGAUAUUAGAAGUCGAAUACGAGGCUUGGAGUCCUUAAACAGAGGCAAAUUAUGCAUUCGCCCUGAUGUGCUCAAAUUAAUGACGGAUGAAGCCGAAGAAUGCUGGGUAAGAAUCAAAAACCAAGCUCCCAGACGCACUGCAGAGUUCCUGCUUGAGUAUCUCAAGCUUCCGUCAUCCCAAGAACGCCUCAAAGUUCUUCACGAAAACUACCAAAAACGUGUCCAGCGGUCAGGAAACUCGAUCACACCACCUAUGACCCCAGACGGGCGAAAAAUCAUCUUUUAUGCAGUACAUGCACUGCCCCAUCAUCUGUCUAAGAUCGAAACGACCGGGAGCAUCAAAGAGCAGAUGAAGGAUCUUUCCGGACCCUAUGUGCAGUGGGCGAAAGCGUAUUGGGCCAUGUCCAACCCUUUCUCUCGGCCACCAAAAGGACCACUUCGGUCUGCUUGGAGUACGUGGGAGACCAGUGAUGAAUUUGAGCUGCCGAAAUUGGAGACAGAGCAUCGUAUCGACGGGCCAGUUGAGAGUCUAAUCCAGGCCGUGAGGGAUAACGACGAGGGCUGCGGCACUCAUUUCCGCCAACAAAAUUGUAUCGGACUUCUCGAGCGGCAAUGA
Molecule: messenger RNA, 2615 nt
Organism: Sclerotinia trifoliorum
Lineage: Eukaryota; Fungi; Ascomycota; Leotiomycetes; Helotiales; Sclerotiniaceae
Source: the annotation of a GenBank genome assembly